AUGGAUAAUAGUUUGUCUCAAAGGGCUAUUCUUGCCCAGUUCAACAAAACGCACAAUAUAGCAGACAUUCAACAGAUCGUGGCGAUGCGUCGAGAAGAACUCAAUCUUGCGCCGGCGGCCAGCUUGGAACGCUCACAAAUACUGCUGAAUCUCGGUAUUGCUCUCCACGUUCGAUUCAUCUUGGACGGCUUGCUACCUGACUUGGAAGAAGCUAUACUACUACUCCGCCAGGCACUGCCUCUUUUACCUGCUUCAAAUCCCCAUCGAUUACAUGUACUUCAAGGCCUCGCUUCCGCAUUGUCCACACGAUUUCAACAGACUGGGAGACUUCCAGAUUUGACAGAUCCUAUCGCUAUGCUUCGGGAAGCUCUGCUUUUGAUGUCUGGAGCUGACCUCGACCGCCCGGCAGCUCUUCGCGACCUUGCUAUUGCCCUUCUUAAUCGCAACAAGUGGCAUAAUGGUCGAUGGGAUAGUGCAGACAUGGUCGAAGCUAUCAAUUUGCUCCGAGAGGCCUCGGCCUUACAGCCUGAACUCCACGUAGACGGGCGAAUCUUUCUGCAUCAACUCGCUCGAGCACUACGGUUCCAAUACUUGCAGUCCUCCGCUCAAAAUGAUGCACUCAUCCUUCCUAACCUCCCCAUUUUGGACGAAGCAAUUCAGAUUCAUCGCGACGCCCUCGAGGAGAUCGAGGAGAGCAAUUCCAGCAUAAGCAACUCGGAUCACUCUCCUGCGCUGUUCAGUCAUCUUGCGCUAGCCCUUCAGACCCGAUUUGCUGCAACGCGUCUCGAGAAGGACUUAGAAGAGGCUAUCGCUUUGCAUAGGAAGGCAAUUCAACUCCUUCCCGGUCAAAGCCCCGAUGAAUCCGAACUUCUCACCAAUCUCGUUGUGGCCUUGCACGCGCGAUACGAGAACAUUAGGCAGCAUGAUGACUUACUGGAGGCAAUGUCCACACAUCAUGCUGCUCUUCUCUUGCCGGCUCGACGACGCCUAGGUCAUUCCUAUUCUUUCAAUGUCUUGGAGCCGGUCCUUCGCUCCAGGUUCUCACCGAUGAGACGGACCCCGUGUGUCUCCGACACAGAGCUACCAGAUUACGGAGCGUGGAAUUCGGUAGAGUCGCUCGUCAGAGGUACCGUCUCUGAUUCUGGCGCGGUUUCCAACAGCGAAGAUCUUUCGGACCUUGAUGAAGCCAUCGAAUCCUGCCGCAGAGAUCUUGCUUCUCAGGCCGAUGAUCGGGCUGUUUUGCUCGACAAGCUUGCUGUGGCCCUUUAUUCUCGAUUCACCAGGCAGACAGACAAAUUCCGCGAUGACAGCACCAUAUCAGAGUCAAUCGAACUUCAUGACGAAGCCCUGAAGCUGCGGUGCGCGCCUCAUCCGGAACGUGCGUCUUCCCUUCACAAUCUUGCUCUCGCGUAUCAUGCCCUGUAUAUGACACGCUACAAUACUCCCAGUAUGGAUUCAUUGCUCGAUACAUCCGUGUCUCUCUUCCGCGAAGCUCUUCUAUUGCGUCCUCUUCCUCACCCGGAUCGUUCAUCCACCUUGAAUGGUCUUGGGGUUGCACUCCACACACGCUUUGAGCAUGGGGGAAAACGUUUAGACCUAGAUGAAUCUAUCAUGCUGCACAGAGAAGCUCUCGAUCUUUGUCCUUUCCAUCAUCCAGACCGCGCAUCGACUCUCACCAACUUGGCGGCAGCACUUCAGACCCGCUCAGUGCAGACCCGCCAACCGCAAGAUCUUCGAGAGGCAAUUACUUUGCACGACGCGGCGUUGGACUUACGCCCUGAGCCACACCCGGAGCGUCCAGUCUCUCUUCAUAAGUUGGGACUCGCUCACCAUGCACUGUUUUGCGUACAGCGCAGUUUAUCGGACUUAGACGUAUCAAUUGCGUAUUAUCGUGGCGGACUCGCGCUGCAAUCUGACAUGCACCCAGGUCGCCCGUCUUCCCUUAGUGAUCUCGCCGUUGCGCUACGUAGUCGAUACCAAAGGAUGCGCGAGUUGAAGGACUUAGACGACGCACUUGGGCUGCAUCGCGAAGCCCUCCUUUUGCUCCCAGAAGGCCAUUACGACCGCAUACCGUGUCUGAUAAAUCUCGCCAAUGUUCUCAUCCUCCGAUUCGAAGAAAUCGGCAGGGCGAAGGAUCUGGACAUCGCCAUUGAGUUGUGCCGCGAGACGCUCCAAGGCUUUCAUCGCCACGACCGUGACAAUCCUGUUCAGUCUCUCAUCCUGGAGCCCUUCGGUCGCGCUCUUGUUGCCAGGUUCUUGCGGGCAGAUGAGGUCGGGAAUUCUGGACAAGAUCUCAUGGAUGCCGCUGAUGCCUACCAAGCAAUUGUCGAUUCCUACUCUACUCCGCUCUCGCAGCGAUUUCCUGCCGCACGGAUGUGGGCACGGCUCUCAGAUGCGAUGGACGACGGACACGGGCUCGCUUUGCAGCAAUACCGAAUUACGAUUGAGCUGCUUCCGCUCUUGGCCGGGGCUGGUGUAGAUGUGCAGUCCCGCCAACGCGCGCUGACACUGGGCACGGACGGCCUCGCUCGCGAGGCGGCGGCCUGUGCAAUUCGUCAGCAGAAAUACCCCGAAGCAGUCGAACUCCUCGAAGCAGGGCGAGCGGUGUUCUGGUCCCUCGCGCUGCAACUUCGUACGCCCCUCCAUGACCUUGAGGCGGCCCAUCCUCAGCUUGCACGAAGAUUUUUGGAUAUAUCGCAUUCGCUGGAGCAAGGCGCGCUUCGGGACAUGUCUGGAACGACAUCCGGAUCUGAGGGCUCCAAUGUGUCCUCGGAGAAGGAAAACACCCGAUAUCGCCAGCUGGAGGCAGAUUGGAUGGAGCUCAUUGAGCAGAUUCGGGCCCAAGAUGGAUUUCACAACUUCCUUGAGCACAGGAGGUUUGACACCCUAUCCGCUGCAGCAGCAAAUGGCAUUGUUGUCAUCUUGAAUGCAAGCAGCUUUAGAGCGGAGUGUGAUGCGCUAGCGCUAGUUGGUUCUGAGGUCGUUCACAUCCCCCUUAAAAAUCUCACAUAUCGACAAGUAGAGCUACUCGCCAAACACAUACGAAUGAUUUGUGGCACCUCCUUCCCCUCCGUUCCUCAAAGCCGAGGCGUUAUCAUCCUGCCCCAUAAGGCCAAGGACGCUGACUCUGUCCUGCGCGACGUGCUUGGCAUCUUGUGGAAAUUGCUGACGCGACCAAUCUUUGAAAGCUUAAGGCUGAAGGCAAGCAUUUUGACAUGUAGGCUUAAGUCCAACUCUCCCCCUCGUUUGUGGUGGAUGGCCACUGGUCCUUUUGCAUCUUUGCCGAUUCAUGCUGCUGGGGUGUACGAUCCUAAUGGAGACACGCUGUGUGUGAACGACUAUGUCGUGUCAUCCUAUACACCUACUUUGAAUGCUCUUCUCGCCGAGCGUCCCCCUACUACAGAAGAGUUCAAGAUGCUUGUCGCUAUACAGCCUACGACUCCAGGACAGCAAUCAUUGAAAUUUACUACGGAGGAGCUGCGCAUGAUCGAGAAGCAUAUACCUGCUAAAUGUCUGAUCACAUACGGUAGCACUCCCGGAAAGCCUACUCUAGUGCAAAACAUUCUGCGCGACAUGCCUGCUGUCUCAAUUGCCCAUUUCGCAUGCCAUGGAGUCCAAGACGCGCGAAAUCCUCUCAACAGUGCGCUUUUGUUGGACGAUCGACUCAGAGUAUCCAAGCUGAUGGAACUCGACAUGCGGAAUGCGUCGCUAGUGUUUCUCAGCGCAUGUCAGACAGCAGCAGGCGAUGAGCAGUUGCCAGAUGAACCAAUGCAUCUUGCUGCGACUCUGCUGUUCACUGGGUUCCGGGAGGCAGUUGCCACUAUGUGGUCGAUCCAUGACGAAGAUGGUCCCCGUGUUGCAGACGCUUUUUAUCAUAAUCUCCUAGCAAGCCGAAACCCUCACACUCAGAAUACUCCUGAUUAUACCUCGGCAGCUCAUGCCCUUCAUUGCGCCAUCAAGGUGCUUUGCGCUGAGGGGUGUUCUUUGAUGCGCUGGGUUCCUUUCAUUCAUCUUGGUCUCUAA
This is a messenger RNA of Fibroporia radiculosa, 4023 nucleotides long. RefSeq lists its product as uncharacterized. NCBI's taxonomy places the organism in Eukaryota, Fungi, Basidiomycota, Agaricomycetes, Polyporales, Fibroporiaceae. The transcript is spliced from 3 exons. Bases 1 to 4023 code for a protein of 1340 amino acids. Gene Ontology annotation, molecular function: protein binding. The record is from RefSeq and is a predicted model, not a curated record.